CACGCCCACUUCCGGGAAAGAUGGCGAAAGUAACAUCGACGUAAAUGGCCAGUGAUUAAACCUCAGUGUUUGUUACUGCUCACAUUUAUGCAUUUCAUUCACCAAUUCACACCAUUUGUGUAUAAACCUACAAAUAAUAUAAAACGAAGUUAUACAACGCAUAUGGGGAAGCUAAUCUAGUUAAUAAUGUCCACCCAUUAUGAGCAAUCUUCUCGUUUUAGUAUCUCUGGUUGACCACUCACCUCCAUCGUCAACUGGGCAGCGCCCGUCAGAACACUUGCUACAGUCGUUGAAGAACUCGACUGGAUAAAUACAGUAGAUGCCUUGUCAUCGCUGAGCGUCGCCAUGGUUUCGACAUAAGGCUGCAUCGAGCGGCGCUGUCAUGCUGCCUGGAGUUGGCGUGUUUGGCACAGGGAGCACAGCCCGAGUGCUGGUCCCUUUGCUGAAAGCUGAGGGCUUUGAGGUCCAUGCACUCUGGGGGAGGAGCGAAGAAGAAGCGUGCAGCCUGGCAAAUGAGCUUGGUAUCCCGUUUCACACGAGUCGAUCUGAUGAUGUCCUGCUGCACCAAGACGUUGACCUUGUUUGCAUCUAUAUUCCGCCCUCAAUGACAAGGCAAAUUGCUGUCAAAGCACUGGGCAUAGGUAAGAAUGUUGUAUGUGAGAAAGCUGCUACUGCUGUGGAUUCUUUCCAGAUGGUGAACGCAGCCAGAUAUUACCCCCAGCUUCUCAGCAUCAUGGGUAAUACGCUGCGUUAUCUUCCUGCUUUUGUGACGAUGCAGCAGCUGCUGGUGGAAGGAUACGUGGGUGAAGUGCAGGUCUGCGAUGUGCGCGUCUAUGGCCCAAGCCUCUUGGACCAGUCGUACGGCUGGACUUGUGAGGACCUGAUGGGGGGAGGUGGCCUUCACACAGUUGGUUCCACCAUUAUUGACCUUUUAAGUUACCUGACUGGGGCACGGGCACAGCGCGUUCACGGUUUACUGCGGACCUUUGUACAACAAAAUGACACCAUCAGAGGCAUCCGACGAGUCACCAGCGACGAUUUUUGCUUCUUCCAAAUGUUGAUGGGGCCGACUUUGGGCGGCAUAUGCUGCACUGUGACCCUGAAUUUCAACAUGCCAGGCUCGUGUGUGCAUGAGGUGAUGGUAGUCGGAUCCAGCGGGAGACUGGUUGCCAGGGGGACAAAACUGUACGGUCAGCGCAACGGCAGCAUAAGUGAGGAGUUGUUGCUCGGUGAUGGAGGCUGGGCUGGGCCUGACGUGAAAGACAUACCUUUGCCUCACCUGCAAGGGCUGGGUGCCAUGGUUAAAGCACUGAGACAGUCCUUCCAGGCUCACCAGGAGCGUAGGUUAUGGGCGCGUGGGCCAGUUGCCAUGGCACCCACUUUUGAGGACGGCCUCUACGUGCAGACGGUGGUGGAGGCCGUGAAGCGGUCCAGCUGUAGCGGAGAAUGGGAGUGUGUGGAGGUCAUGAGUAAGGAGCCUGAUCCAAACCACAAUUUGUGUGAGGCUCUGCAGAGAAAUAAGAACUAGUCCUAUUGUAGGCCUGCAACUACUAAACAUAUCUGACAAAACCAGGUCUGAAUGUUUUCACUUCUACUGCAGUUUACAUCAGCCACGACUACUUUGUUUUCUUUUGCCACCUUUUGAGUAAAAUAUUCACUUUCUCUAUUGGAAACAUUUCAUAGUUUAGGACCUAACACCUGUAAAUACUCAGGCUGGGAAAAACACCUGUUUCUGGUUUGUAGAUGCAAUGAUAGAUAUUGUGCAUUCAAGUCCAAUGGCACCUUAUUUUGAAAGUGUUUUUCCUGAAUGUUGUUGUCACACAGACAUGAUUUGAUUUACAGACUGAUACUUUUCUACAGUACUUACUACUGAUGUUCCUUUAAUGGUGCUCAGCUUUUUGGAAAAAAAAAUACAAGCAGAGUAAUGCUGCUGUGCACAACUUUGCAUUGUGUAUGAAACUAAUAAGCCGCUAAUAGGUUUGCCGUUGGAAGAUGAGGAUAUAAAUGAUAUGUGAGAUACCAGGGAUUGUGCGUUUAAUAAGCUAUGGAAGAAAAAAUGAUAUCAAGGUGUAUUUGUGUCUUCAGUUGCAUUGGCUUAAAUCCAUCAAACAAACCUCCAUCAUCAUGUGGCCUCGAAAAGAGAUGGCAGGCGCAUUGUGGUCGCUUUCACUGUCAAGCAGUUUUGUUUAUGUUGAGGAAAUCACAUUUUCCCUGCAGAGGCCACACGCUCGCAAAAAUGGUAAUUCUAUCGGUUUGUGUUAAAAAUAGCUUGCGGUGAUAUUUUGAACAUUUGGAUAACAGGGCUUAAUUUGAGGAUAUUUUGUCUUUUUUCCGGGGGGGGGGG
This is a messenger RNA of Dunckerocampus dactyliophorus (ringed pipefish), 2344 nucleotides long. RefSeq names its product glucose-fructose oxidoreductase domain containing 2 (gene gfod2). Gene Ontology annotation, molecular function: nucleotide binding. Lineage: Eukaryota; Metazoa; Chordata; Actinopteri; Syngnathiformes; Syngnathidae. The record is from RefSeq and is a predicted model, not a curated record. Bases 383 to 1528 code for a protein of 381 amino acids. The transcript is spliced from 3 exons.